AUGUCAGGCGACAAGGAUAAGGGCCCGGUGAACGUGAAGCUGCUUCUCAUUGGGAACUCGUCAGUGGGGAAGAGCAGUCUGCUCUUGCGGUUCUCGGACGAGCAGUGGUUGCCAGAGGAUGAGUCGAGCGCAACCAUUGGCGUCGACUUCAGGGUACACAAGAUGGAGGUCAAGGGGCGGAGGGUGAAGCUCAGCAUAUGGGACACUGCGGGCCAGGAGAGGUUCCGGACGAUCACCUCGUCGUACUACCGAGGCGCGCAGGGCAUCAUCCUCGUGUACGACGUCGCGAACCGCGAGUCGUUCGAUGCGCUUCCGCGGUGGUACUCGGAGUUGGAGACCUACGUGUCGAAGUCGGUGGUGAAGAUCAUCGUUGGGAACAAGGUGGACAAGGAGUUCUCCCGGCAAGUGACGUACGCGGAAGGGCAGCGUUUCGCUGAGCGGAUGAACUCGCUCUUCAUCGAGGCAUCCGCAAAGACGUCCACCGGCGUCCAGGAGGCGUUCCAGCAGGUGGUCGAGCGGAUCCUUGACACGCCAGAGCUCUGGGCUCCUGCGAUGAAGAAGGGCGUCGGCCUGAAUAGCACGGACGGCGGGAGCAUGCCUGGCAGUAUCAACCUUUCGGAGACGGAAGGCAACGCCAACGAGGGCGGUGGAUGUAGCUGCUGA
Rhodofomes roseus is the source of this 663-nucleotide messenger RNA. Its product is annotated as ras-domain-containing protein. Gene Ontology annotation, molecular function: GTP binding; GTPase activity. Bases 1 to 663 code for a protein of 220 amino acids. The transcript is spliced from 4 exons. Lineage: Eukaryota; Fungi; Basidiomycota; Agaricomycetes; Polyporales; Fomitopsidaceae. The record is from RefSeq and is a predicted model, not a curated record.